AUGUACGGGAGAACAAUUUUAUCAAAGACUGUCGGAACCAAAUCCUUUUCGAUAUUGUCCCCUUUGCGAGCCAAAUCAACACCUGUUGCUGAAAAGAAAACAGCUAAUGGAUACAAAUUCGAGCAAUUGUCUCCAGCCCAAAAGGCUUACUUGGAUAGAGUAAUUAGGGUGGAUCAAGCUGGGGAGUUAGGCGCAGAUUAUAUUUACAGAGGUCAAAUAUAUGUAUUGAGCCAUAAAUAUCCACAUCUGAGACCCAUUUUGGAUCACAUGUGGAAACAAGAGGUUCAUCAUCGUAGUACUUUCAAUAACUUACAAUUGAAACAUAGGACGAGACCAUCUUUAAUUACUCCACUGUGGAAAUUAGGUGCUACUGUCAUGGGAGUUGCACCAGCGUUAAUUUCACCAGAGGCUGCAAUGGCUUGUACAGAGGCUGUAGAAACAGUAAUUGGCAAUCAUUAUAAUGAACAAUUACGUUGUUUGGCCAAUCAGUUCAAUAUUUCGAAGACAGAUGGUUCUAAAGACGAACCACAAGAGAUAAAAAAACUAACUGAUAUAAUUAAGGAAUUUAGAGAUCAGGAGUUGGAACAUUUAGAUACUGCCAUCAAGAAUGAUUCACAUAUGGCUGUUCCAUACAAAUUAUUAACCGAAGGAAUUAAAUCUGUAUGUAAAGCAGCAAUUUGGACUGCUGAAAGAAUCUAG
Molecule: messenger RNA, 699 nt
Organism: Maudiozyma barnettii
Lineage: Eukaryota; Fungi; Ascomycota; Saccharomycetes; Saccharomycetales; Saccharomycetaceae
Gene: CAT5
Product: putative monooxygenase CAT5
Exons: 1
Coding region: 1-699 (232 amino acids)
Biological process (GO): ubiquinone biosynthetic process
Cellular component (GO): mitochondrial inner membrane
Molecular function (GO): 3-demethoxyubiquinol 3-hydroxylase activity
Source: RefSeq, a predicted model, not a curated record